GAUAAGAGAUGGAGGGGCGUGUGUCCAACCUCAUGGUCUGCAACCUAGCCUACGGCGGGAAGAUCGAGGAGCUGAAGGAGAGCAUCAUGGCCGACAAAUCCGUGGCUAUUAGAACUGACCAGGACAGCAGAACUGCAUUGCAUUGGGCGUGCUCAGCUGGACAUCUAGAAAUUGUUGAGUUCUUGCUACAGAUUGGAGUGCCAGUGAAUGAUAAAGAUGAUGCGGGUUGGUCUCCUCUUCAUAUUGCUUCUUCUGCUGGCCGGGAUGAGAUUGUAAAAGCCCUCCUGGGAAAAGGUGCUCAAGUGAAUGCUGUCAAUCAAAAUGGCUGUACUCCCCUACAUUACGCAGCUUCCAAAAACAGGCAUGAGAUUGCUGUCAUGUUACUAGAAGGCGGGGCUAAUCCGGACGCUAAGGACCUUUAUGAGGCUACAGCAAUGCACCGUGCAGCAGCCAAGGGUAACCUGAAGAUGAUUCAUAUCCUUCUGUACUACAAAGCAGCUGUAAACAUCCAAGACACUGAGGGUAACACUCCUCUGCACUUAGCCUGUGACGAGGAGAGAGUGGAAGAAGCAAAACUGCUGGUGUCUCGUGGAGCAAGUAUUUACAUCCAGAAUAAAGAAGAAAAGACACCCCUGCAAGUGGCCAAACGUGGCCUGGGUUUAAUACUCGAGAGAAUGGUGGAAGGUUAAUCAGCUUCGAUUUCUUCUCACUUUGUAUGUUUUCUUGUUGCACCCAGUGUCCUGAAAACUAGUGUAGUGUAGUUGUGCACAAGACAUCACCUAUGAAUGAUGAAGUUUUCUCACUUUCAAAGUCUUCUAAACAUGUUGGCUAUUGUUCCUGCUGAGGUACUUAUUCUAAGCUUACAAAUUGCUUUCCAGGCAUUGAAUAACUAUUGAGAUUGUUCUACUGUUGUUGUUUAUUACUCUGUAUCGAAUUUUGGUUAUUUUCGAGUAAGUGAUUCUGUGGCUGUUAUGAGUCUUCAGCACCCUCCCGUGUGCCCUCUCUCCCCCUGUGAGGAAGAACAAUCCCAGUAGCAACAAGCCAGUUCUACCGGAUAGUUCUAGAUGGGUUCUAUAUGUUCCUCCCUUCAGUUGAAACAAAUCCUGACUUGUUUUUCAGGCUCACUCAGAGACCUGUGCCAAAUAUUUCUGUUUCUUCAACCAUGGCGUUUAAUUUGUUUUCAUUAUAGGAGGAAUACUUAUAUAUUUUAGUGGACCAAAUUUUAAGUUGGAGGGCAUGUUCUAAAAUAAUGAAAAACAAUAGCCUGUGUACCCAUGUAUCUUUUUGAUAAGCCAUUUCUUUCCAAAAUAAAAUUGUUUGUAAAAAGAA
Molecule: messenger RNA, 1329 nt
Organism: Cynocephalus volans (Philippine flying lemur)
Lineage: Eukaryota; Metazoa; Chordata; Mammalia; Dermoptera; Cynocephalidae
Gene: PSMD10
Product: proteasome 26S subunit, non-ATPase 10
Exons: 5
Coding region: 9-689 (226 amino acids)
Molecular function (GO): protein binding
Source: RefSeq, a predicted model, not a curated record